AUACCCGGUACUUUCCACGUCUUGCCCUUAAACAAAAUUAAGUUUAGAAGUUACUUUGGAAGAGUGCCCCACAAGUACCAGACACACCAGACUCUUAUAAAAGGUGGGGUUCUCCACGAGGGGAUUAGUUCUUUGCCAGCCAGCAUGCGCUUAAGAUCGGUACUGGGAGUGCCGUGCGCCGUCCUGGUGAUCGGGGUCCUCGCCCAGGACUCUGCCGCCGCGUGCUGCAAGGCGCAGUUCAUCCGGUUCAAGACGAACGGGUUCUGUGAGACGGUCGACGCCAUCAAGCACGAGUACUAUGCCUACUGCGAGACCACCAUUUGCGCCGAUGGCAAGAGGAUCGGGAAAGGGCGCUACUGCGCCCAAGGCAGAUGCAACGUCUUUGGCUGCAACUGCGAUGGUGGCUGCCGCCAGGGGGAUUGGGAGCGCUCCUUCCGCAACAGAUAUCCAAAAAAGCAAAUCUGGUUCAUAUAGUCUUGUACACUCGUCCCUGCCUCAAGGGAGAGUGGGGCAAGUCCUUCAAGGACAGGCACGGAGGCAGAAGCUCUACUAGUCUAAAGGCCCGCUUAAUGUCCAUUUCAGUAACUUGUAGUGGAGAAUAAAUAACCUUAUAGACUAGA
Messenger RNA from Drosophila ananassae, 620 nucleotides. Its product is annotated as protein Diedel. The record is from RefSeq and is a predicted model, not a curated record. Lineage: Eukaryota; Metazoa; Arthropoda; Insecta; Diptera; Drosophilidae. The coding region runs from base 145 to 474 and encodes 109 amino acids. The transcript has a single exon.